Molecule: messenger RNA, 1549 nt
Organism: Octodon degus (degu)
Lineage: Eukaryota; Metazoa; Chordata; Mammalia; Rodentia; Octodontidae
Gene: Lrr1
Product: leucine rich repeat protein 1
Exons: 4
Coding region: 24-1280 (418 amino acids)
Molecular function (GO): protein binding
Source: RefSeq, a predicted model, not a curated record
UGGGUGGCCGCUGCCCGCGAAGGAUGAAGCUCCACUGUGAGGUGGAGGUGGUCAGCCGGCACUUGCCAACGUUAGGGCUGAGGAACCGAGGCAAGGGCGUCCGCGCCGUGGUGAGCCUGUGUCAGCUGCGGGCCCCAGCGAAGGGCGAGCCGGGCCCGCGCUCCGCCUGCCUGCUCGUCUCCACCAUGAAGGACAAGCGCGGGACCUGUUAUGAGCAGCUAAAGGAGAACAUUGAACAAUUCUUCACCAGAUUUGUGGAUGAAGGGAAGGCCACUGUCCGGUUAAAGGAACCUCCUGUGGAUAUCUGUCUAAGUAAGGCCAAUUCCAGCAGUUUAAAGAGUUUGCUUUCAGCCAUGAGACUGGCUCAUAGAGGCUGUGAUGUCAACGCAUCACUUUCGAUGAUCACACCAGUGAAGACUUCAGAAUUUGAAAAAUUUAAAACUAAAAUGGUUAUCACAUGCAAAAAAGAAUAUCCCCUAACCAAGAACUUUCCAUAUUCCCUGGAACAUCUUCAGACUUCUUAUUGUGGGCUUGUGCGAGUUGACAUGCGAAUGCUUUGUUUAAAAAACCUUGUAAGAUUAGACCUGAGUCAUAACCACAUAAAAAAGCUGCCUGCCACAAUUGGAGACCUCACACACCUUCAAGAACUUGACCUGAGUGACAAUCAUUUGGAGUCAUUCAGUGUGGCCUUUUGUCUGUCUGCACUCCAGAAGUCCCUUCGAAGGCUGGAUCUCAGCAAAAACAAAAUCAAAGCACUUCCGGUGCAGUUUUGCCAACUCCAGGAACUUACAGAUUUAAAGCUAGAUGAUAAUGAAUUGAUUCAACUUCCUUUCAAGAUAGGACAGCUAAAACACCUUCGUUUUUUGUCAGCAGCUCGAAAUAAACUUCCAGUUUUACCUAGUGAAUUUAAAAAUUUAUCUCUUGAGUACUUGGAUCUUUUUGGAAAUACUUUUGAACCACCAAAAACCCUUCCAGUUAUAAAGCUACAAGUACCAUUAAGUUUAUUGGAAUUAUCUGCACGAACAAUACUAUAUAAUAGGAUUCCAUAUGCUGCUCAUAUCAUUCCUUUUCAUCUUUGCCAAGAUUUGGACACUGCAAAAAUCUGUGUUUGUAGAAGAUUUUGUCUGAAGAGUUUCAUUCAAGGAACCACUGCCAUGAAUCUGCACUCCGUUGCCCACACUGUGGUCCUAGUGGACAAUAUGGGUGGUACUGAAGCACCCAUUACCUCUUACUUCUGUUCUUUAACCUGUUACGUAAAUUCCUCAGAUAUAUUCAAAUAAUGUCAUGCCAUGGAAAGAAAUAUUAUUCAGUUACAUAUCAGUUGGAUUAAUUAUGACUUAACAAUGUCAGUUUGGAGACGGGGAAGAGAAGCUUUCCACAUUCUUGGUUGUAGUGCGAGUGAGUUUGGGCUAAAAUCAAGUCACUUGACUCUGAAACUUUGAUCUCAUUUAAGCCAAAUUCUGUUGUGGUGUUGUUAGUCAUAUUGUAGUGUGGACUGUAGGAUUAUUUUUUAUAUUUCUUUCACUUACUCAUUUUGCAGUACUGGAGG